Messenger RNA from Heterostelium album PN500, 2583 nucleotides. RefSeq names its product pyruvate kinase (gene pyk). Gene Ontology annotation, molecular function: pyruvate kinase activity; magnesium ion binding; potassium ion binding. NCBI's taxonomy places the organism in Eukaryota, Evosea, Eumycetozoa, Acytosteliales, Acytosteliaceae. The record is from RefSeq and is a predicted model, not a curated record. The transcript is spliced from 10 exons. Gene Ontology annotation, biological process: glycolytic process. The coding region runs from base 1 to 2583 and encodes 860 amino acids. Gene Ontology annotation, cellular component: cytoplasm.
AUGAGUAUGUUUAAAUCAAUGUAUAAAAGUAAUUUGCCACCUAUUAAAGAUCCAACAUUACAUAAUCAAGAUGAAAAUGGUUUAAUAGAUGAAGAUCAAACAUAUUCAGAACUAAGUUGGAACGAUUAUUUCGAUUCGAAAAAAGAUAUAGCUAUUGAUGAAAGAGGUACCUUUAGAGUUUAUGAAUGUAACCCAGGUGGAAAUGGAACAGAGUCGUGUGACUAUUUGUUUGUGUUUGUUCAUGGCGGUGGAUAUACAUCAAUGUCAUGGGCUUUACUCUCAAAGAUAAUGAAAAGUCAUGCACAAUCAUCGAGUUUUAGGAUCAUGGCAUAUGACUCACGUGCACACGGUGACACAAAGACAUCCGAUGAUACCGACUGUUCAAUUGGCACACUUGUUGCCGACUUGGUUGCUCUUGUCAAUGCAUACCGCGAGCAGCAACCGCAAUUCUCAAAGUUAAAAGUGGUGCUUGUCGGUCACAGCAUGGGCGGUGCCGUCGUUGUCAAGGCAUCAAAGACUGGUCUCGUCAAGGACCAAGUAGGACUUGUGGUAGUCGACGUCGUCGAAGGCACUGCAAUGUCUGCGCUGCCCUCGAUGCGUGCCAUCUUGGCAAAGCGACCAGCUUCAUUCAACUCGGUGAGCGAUGCUAUCAAGUGGAGUAUAACAAGCGGCACCCUCCGAAACCUAGAGAGUGCUCGCGUAAGCAUACCAACACAGAUUCGCAAGGAUGAAGCAACUGCUGGCGUUGAAUCAGCCAAAUACAAAUGGAUUACAAACUUGGCUCAGACCGAACAGUAUUGGAGCGAAUGGUUCACCGGACUCUCCAAAGAGUUCCUAGAGAACCGAUACAUCAAACUACUGAUUCUCGCAGGUUCCGACCGACUCGACCGAGAACUAAUGAUAGCACAGAUGCAAGGCAAAUUUCAACUUGCACUACUUCCUCUGUGUGGACAUGUAAUUCAAGAAGAUAACCCAAAAUCGACAGCAGAUCUUUUAACAGAGUUCUCAAAGAGACUACCAAGUGAUGUUAAAAAAAAAUUAACCCAUCUCAUUUUUAACAAUAAAUUACUUAUGGCAACAUUAUCUAGAAAUUUGCGUCUUCAAUUGGAUGCACCAACACAAGGAUUCGUAAGAACCAAGAUUGUGUGUACAAUCGGUCCAAAGACAAUGAGUGUUGAGAUGUUGGUAAAGUUGAUCGAAACUGGUAUGUCGAUCUGUCGUAUGAACUUUUCACAUGGUACUCACGAGUAUCACGGUAAUGUCAUCAAGAAUCUCAGAGAAGCUGUCAAGCGUACUGGAAAGGGUUGCGCUUUGAUGCUCGACACUAAAGGUCCAGAGAUCAGAACCGGUAAAUUGGAGGGUGGUCAACCAAUCACCUUGCCAGCUGACCACGAAAUCCUUGUAGAUACAAACACUGAUGUUCCAGGUAACACAACUAGAAUUUCACUUGAUUAUAAAGGAUUGAUCGAGUCUGUAAAGCCAGGUGGACAUAUUUUGAUUGCUGAUGUAUUGGGAGAAACAAAGAAUGUACAUUUACCAGGUGCAGUUGUUACAUUGCCAGCAGUCUCAGAGAAGGAUGUAAAUGAUAUCAAGUUUGGUAUUGAGCAAGAGGUCGACUUUAUUGCAGCUUCAUUCAUUAGAAAGGCAGAGGAUGUUCUCGAAAUCAGAAGAAUCUUGGGUGAGCGUGCUGCAAACAUUCAAAUCAUUUCAAAGAUUGAAAACGAAGAGGGUAUCACCAACUUUAACGAUAUUCUAGAGGCUUCCGAUGGUAUCAUGGUUGCCAGAGGUGAUCUCGGUGUCGAAGUAAAUAUGGAAAAGAUUUUCGUUGCUCAAAAGAUGAUGGUUUCAAAGUGUAAUGCUGGUUCAACAACUAAUCAAUAUCAAUGUUAUUAUUUCUUAUUCGCAAAAACUAUAGCUGGUAAACCAGUAAUUACAGCAACUCAAAUGUUAGAAUCGAUGAUUAAAGCACCAAGACCAACUAGAGCUGAAGCUACCGAUGUUGCCAAUGCCGUUCUCGAUGGUACUGAUUGUGUUAUGCUUUCUGGUGAGACUGCCAGUGGUGACUACCCAAUUGAGGCUGUAGAUAUCAUGUCCAAGAUCUGUCGUGAAGCCGAACUCGUAGAGUCAAGUACCGAUUAUCACACUUUAUUCUCUGCACUCAAAGUCUGUUCAAACAAACCAAUUACAAUUGCUGAAACCAUUGCUUCAUAUGCAGUAGCAACCGCUAUUGAUUUGAAGGCCGAUAUUAUUAUUACAAUGACAGAAACAGGUUUGACUUCAAGAUUGGUUAGUAAGUAUAAGCCACCAAUGCCAAUCUUUGCUAUCACCUCAUGGGAAUACACUGUAAAGCAUUUGUUGGCAACCAGAGGUACCAUUCCAAUUCUUGUAGAGUCACUGAUGGGAACCGACAAGUUGAUCCAGCACUGUCUUGAGAUUGCAAUGAAGCAAGGCUUAGCCAAGGUUGGAAGUCGUGUUGUUAUCGUCUCUGGUAUCAUGGAAGGUGUUCCAGGAAAGACCAACUCACUCCGUGUCCUUACCCCAGCACGCAAUAACAAUAGUCAAUAUUCCUAUCAAGCAGUUUAA